Molecule: messenger RNA, 1380 nt
Organism: Colletotrichum truncatum
Lineage: Eukaryota; Fungi; Ascomycota; Sordariomycetes; Glomerellales; Glomerellaceae
Product: mitochondrial carrier
Biological process (GO): mitochondrial transmembrane transport
Cellular component (GO): mitochondrion
Source: RefSeq, a predicted model, not a curated record
AUGGGUAUUGCAUCUUUAUCCCGCUCCGAUCUCUCCGACCAUGCAAAUUGGUCUGCGAUGAGUACCAAUUAUCAAGUUCCCGGAGGCCAAGGCUACGACAACUUCGACCCCGAUGACUCUUUUGCCAUGGCGCGAAUAAUCCCGACGAAGGACAACGAUACCGCCGGCGGCAGCGGCGGCGGUGGUGACGAUGACAUCAGCGCGUCGCAGAAGAUGGUGUCGGCAAUGUCGGGUAGUCUCUUGACUUCGCUUCUUGUAACACCGCUCGAUGUUGUACGGAUACGAUGGCAGUCUCAGACCGUUACACCGCCCACUGUGGACUUUUCCAAGCUCGCUAUGACGACCGCCAACCUGAAAGCUUUCAAUACUAAAAAUCUCGGAGUGACGGCAUGCUGCAGAGAGGUCUUCUUCAUGAACAACUCAUCCGAGCUUUGCAUAGCAAUGCCAAAGGCGGAGGGAACGGCAACCGCGGUGGCGGCUGAAUGUGCCGUCGAGGAGGUGGAACGAAAGACAAUCAGCUCGACUAUGGACGGACUGAGGAAGAUUGCGAGGAAUGAGGGGUUUACCAGUCUCUGGCGGGGUCUAUCUCCGACAUUAUUAAUGACGAUACCUGGCAACAUCAUCUACUUUACUGGCUACGACUGGAUGCGGUACAAUAGGAAGAGCCCGAUCGCACAAAGACUCAACGACGAUUCCGCGCCUCUCGUCGCUGGCUCUGGAGCCCGUAUUCUUGCUGCCGCGGCUGUCAGUCCGAUCGAGUUGUUUCGUACAAGAAUGCAAGCCACAUCUGGCAACUCCGCGACAGGUCAUCUUGCAAACACAUUCCGGGGUAUCAAGGACAUGGUCAAUAUAAGCGGUUACACCUCUUUAUGGAGAGGCUUGACCUUGACACUUUGGAGAGAUGUACCCUUUUCGGGUAUUUACUGGUGGGGAUACGAGACAAUACGGGGGAAGCUGACCGACAUGCGUGAGACCCGCCGUGGACGAACUCUGGACCUCAGAGGUUCACGUACCCAGUCGCGCAGAAGAUCUCAGAGCCGAGAAAACCACACAGAGACCCUGACCGACAGCUUUAUUGCUGGUGCUGUCUCUGGCGGUUUUGCGUCUAUAGUCACGAUGCCGUUUGACGUGGGCAAGACCAGGACGCAAGUCUACCGCGACGCCCCCAACGCUGCCAAGUCGGCCGCAGCCGAGCAAGGCUCUAUGGUACGCUUGCUCUGGCACAUCUUUUGCACCGAGGGCAUCCAAGGUUUGUGGAAGGGAUGGAUCCCCCGUACCUUGAAGGUUGCCCCAGCCUGCGCCAUCAUGAUCAGCAGCUACGAGGUUGGCAAGCGGGUGUUUAGGAGUGUCAACGAGAAGUCGAGGCGGGAUAUUAACUAG